Brachypodium distachyon (stiff brome) is the source of this 3972-nucleotide messenger RNA. RefSeq names its product putative disease resistance protein RGA1. Lineage: Eukaryota; Viridiplantae; Streptophyta; Magnoliopsida; Poales; Poaceae. Gene Ontology annotation, biological process: defense response to other organism. The transcript has a single exon. The record is from RefSeq and is a predicted model, not a curated record. Gene Ontology annotation, molecular function: ADP binding. Bases 327 to 3665 code for a protein of 1112 amino acids.
UCUAGUCCACACCAAUCUUGAGCAUUCUGAGCCAUUGGAGUAUUGGACGAUAGAAGUCCUACUGUGCUGGGAAAACCGCACUCGCCGAGCACAUUUUCGAGCCCGUCCGCGUCGCCGGCGCCGCUGCCCCGAGUCAGUCAAUGCUCUCCGUGCCACCGGGAGAAGCCUGGAAAAACCCAAACCAACCGAAAUUUCCUCCACAAACCCCACGAGCCGGGCACCGGGUUGAGCAGCGGACGGCGACUCCACCUAGCCGCUGACCCCUCGUCAACUCCCCCUAACCCCCCUACACGCCCAGGGCCUGGAUCUCCGACCGGCGGGGUGAGAUGGCGGAGGCGGUGGCCGGCUGGCUGGUGUGCCCCCUCAUCCGGAUCGUCGUCGACAAGGCCAAGGCCUGCGCCGCCGACAGGAUCAGGUGGCUGAACGGCGGCGUCCCCGACGCGCUCCACCAGCUUGACCGCUCGCUCACGGAGCUCCGCGCCGUGGCGGGCGCCGUCGAGCGGAGCCGCGGUGCGAGGGGCGGCCUCGACCGGUGGCUGCUGCAGCUCAAGGACGCCGUCUACGAGGCCGAUGACGUCGUCGACGAGUUCGAGUACCGGAGGCUCCUCCUCCUCCAGCCCGACGGAGGCAAGGUCGGCCGCGCGCGCUCCUCCCUCGUCAAGAUCGGCAAGCAGCUCGUCGGCGCCGACGAGUCGCUCAACAGGCUAAAGGGCGUCGUCGAGAAGCUGGACUCCGUCAUGGCCAGCUCCGGGCGGCUGAUGCAGGCGGCGGGGCUGGAGGCCUCGUGGUCAGGCGAGCUCAGCGGCGGCCACCGCCUCACCUGGGACGGCCCCGUCACGGGCUCGCUGCUGGAAGAUGGCGACGUGUUUGGGCGUGACGCGGAGCGGAAGGACUUGGUUUCUUGGUUGGUCGCCACAGAUCAGCGCACCGCUGCCAUCCCCGUCGCUGCGAUCAUGGGGCACGGCGGGAUGGGGAAGACCACGCUGGCGCGCGUUCUAUUCCACGACGACUCGGUGAAGGCCGCGUUUGAUUUGGUCAUGUGGGUGUGCCCCGCUGCCACUUACCACAAGGUUGAGCUCGUGAAGCAAAUUUUGCAGUCUGCGGAGGUUCAAGUCCCUGACGACAUGAAGAACUUCGAUUGGCUCCAGAGACGGCUCAAGGAGGCCGUCUCGUCCCGGAGGUUCCUUCUGGUUCUCGACAAUGUCUGGAACAAAGAGGGGAUGGAUGAGUAUAUGUGGAGUGAGGUGUUGGCUCCUCUUAGAUGUGGCCAACCAGGGAGCAAGAUCAUGGUCACCACCCGGAAAAAGAUUGUUGCGAACUUGCUGAAUGCGAGCAAGCAGGUCAUGUUGGACGGAUUGCCGUUUGCCGAUGUUUGGUCACUGUUCACUAGAAUUGCUUUUAGUAAUGACAGCGCUGCCAAGCAUCCGGCAUUGCAGGCAAUUGGGGAGCAGCUUGUUCCGAAGCUCAAGGGGUUGCCAUUGGCUGCCAAGGUCGUCGGCGGGAUGCUGAAGAGUACCCGGAAUAUCAGUAAGUGGAAGAGGAUCUCCGAAAUGGAAAUGUAUGACAAUGUUAGCUCGACGCUAGAGCUGUGUUACCGGAACCUUCAGGAGCACCUGCAGCCGUGCUUUGCCAUCUGUAGCAUAUUCCCGAAAAACUGGCCGUUUAAGCGUGACAAGUUGGUUAAGAUUUGGAUGGCUCUGGAUUUCAUUCGUCCAGCUGAUGGGAAGAAACCGGAGGAUGUAGGGAAGGAGUACUUUGAUCAGCUUGUGGAGAGGUCCUUCUUCCAUGAGCGCAAGGAGGGCCGUCAGAAUUACUAUUACAUUCAUGACCUGAUGCAUGACCUGGCUGAGAGUGUCUCACGAAUUGACUGUGCAAGAGUUGAAAGUGUUGAAGAGAAACACAUACCUCGUACAGUCCGGCACUUAUCUGUUGCCAGUGAUGCAGUGAUGCACCUCAAAGGCCGGUGCGAGCUCAAAAGAUUGCGCACAUUCAUAAUUCUUAAGGAUUCCUCGUCUUGCCUUAGUCAAAUGCCAGAUGAUAUCCUGAAAGAAUUAAAAUGUGUCCGUGUGCUUGGUUUGGAUGGCUGCGAUAUGGUUGCCCUGUCGGAUAAAAUUGGUCAAUUGAUGCACCUGAGGUACCUUGCUCUUUGCAAAACAAUUACAAUACUCCCACAGUCAGUCACAAAGCUGUUUCUUCUUCAGACCCUAAUAAUCCCUAAGAGAUGCCACCUCGAGGCAUUUCCGAAGGAUAUGCAGAACUUGAAAUAUUUGCGCCAUUUGGAUAUGGACAGGGCAAGUACAUCGAAAGUUGUGGGUAUUGGGAAAAUGAUUCAUCUCCAGGGAUCAAUUGAGUUCCACGUUAAAAGGGAAAAAGGACAUACGUUAGAAGACUUGUAUGAUAUGAAUGAUCUCCGAAGAAAGCUCCAUAUCAAGAAUCUUGAUGUUGUAUCCAGCAAACAAGAGGCACGGAAAGCUGGCCUGAUCAAGAAACAGGGUAUUAAGGUGCUGGAACUAGAAUGGAAUUCGACUGGUAAGAUCAUGCCUUCUGUUGACGCUGAAGUCUUAGAAGGCCUUGAACCACACCCACAUGUUGAAGAGAUCCGUAUUAGAAGAUAUCAUGGUAAUACUUCACCAUGUUGGUUGGGCAUGAGCUUCAAGAAGGACAAUACGCUGCGCCUACUUAAAUCUUUAUAUUUGACCAACUGUAGAAAAUGGGAGGUCCUUCCUCCUCUUGGGCAACUUCCCUGCCUCAAGGUUUUGCAUUUGAAAGAGAUGUGCUCAGUGAAACAAAUCGGCAGUGAGUUCCAUGGAACCAAUUCAAUUGCAUUUCCAUGUCUGACAGACCUUUUAUUCGAUGAUAUGCUGCAAUUGGUUGAGUGGACCGAAGAAGAGAAGAACAUUGAUGUUUUCCCCAAGCUCCAUAAGCUGAGUCUUUUGAACUGUCCCAAAUUGGUGAAAGUGCCUCCUUUAUCACCGUCUGUCAGGAAGGUAACUGUCAAAAAUACAGGGUUUGUUUCUCACAUGAAGCUGUCCUUUUCAUCAUCAUCACAAGCGUUCAAUGCUGCAUUGGAGACUUGUUCUUCCAGUAUCCUUACAGAUGGCUUCCUGCGGAAGCAACAGGUGGAAUCAAUUGUAGUUUUGGCUCUGAAACGCUGCGAAGAUGUGAAGUUCAAGGACUUUCAGGCACUAACCUCACUCAAGAAGUUGCAAAUCUCUCAUUCGGACAUAACAGAUGAGCAACUUGGCACUUGUUUGCGAUGCUUACAAUCACUUACCUCUCUGGAGAUAGACAACUGCAGCAACAUAAAAUAUCUUCCACAUAUUGAGAAUCCGAGUGGCUUAACAACGUUACACGUCCGGCAAUGCCCUGAGUUGUCUUCUCUGCAUUCGCUGCCAAAUUUUGUGACACUGGAAAGCAUAUUGAUCGAAAAUUGCUCCAAGCUCACCGUGGAAUCUUUCCCUAGUGACUUCAGCAGCCUCGAUUCUCUGAGAAAAUUGAGCAUAAUGAGCUGCACGAAGCUGGAGUCACUGCCAAGCGACUUCCCAUCUUCACUGCAAGUUCUUGAUCUGAUUGGGUGCAAGCCAGCGCUGUUGAACCAACUGCAGCUCAAGGUAGGAUCAGAAUGGGAUAAAGUAGCUUAUGUCCCGAUAAAGCGGAUCCAUUGACAAGAGGUUGCUGUGCAGGUGCGUCUGGUACCAUUUUUUUUGUCUGAAACUCUAAUGUGCGGGAUGUGUGAGAUGAAAUUCGUGCCAAUACCCUGCCAUGGGAUGGAAUUGUUGUACUCCCUCCGAUCCAUAUUAAUUGUCUCAAAUUUGCCCAAAUAUGGAUGUAUUUAUGCUAAAAAGUGUCUAGAUACAUGUAAUAUUUCGACAACUUAUGGAUCGGAGGGAGCAUGAUGUUUCUGUACUCCGACUAUUAUGUGAUCCGUCUUUAAUGUCCAUAUUGACUGAAGUGCAUUUUCAUUUCAUUUCC